GACGCAGCUCGAGCCCGCGAGCUAGAGGGGGAUUUCCAGCACGAGCUCCACUCUCACUUCCCGAAGCAACCGUUGUUUUGCUUUCGGUCUGAGAGCACAAACAGAAAUAAACAUUUCCGUUCGCCGCCUAAACAAGCCUACAACUACUUGUCCAACUUUGGUGGCGCAGACUGUCCGGACAGCGGCUCCUCGAGGCGUCAGGCCGUCUAACUGAGAAGCUGAAAAUGCCCGUGGAGAGGAUGCGGAUGCGACCGUGGCUGGAGGAGCAGAUUAAUUCCUGUCAGAUCCCUGGACUAAAGUGGGUUAACAAGGAAAAGAGAAUUUUUCAGAUCCCCUGGAUGCAUGCGGCUCGUCAUGGCUGGGAUCUGGAGAAAGAUGCCCCACUCUUCAUGAGAUGGGCCAUACACACGGGUAAGUAUCAGCAAGGUGUAGACCGACCCGAUCCAAAGACAUGGAAGGCCAACUUCCGCUGUGCCAUGAACAGCCUUCCAGACAUCGAGGAGGUGAAGGAUAAAAGCAUCAAAAAGGGUACCAACGCCUUUAGGGUUUAUAAGAUGCUCUCGUCUUCAGAGAGGAACCUAAAGAAAGGAAAGAAAAAGGCUGACAAGGAGGGAACGUCUAGAAGACAUAAGGAGUCUGGACCUGCUGACGUAAUCAAAGAGGAAAUCCUGAAAGAGGAGCUGGUGGAGGUUACAGUAGCUGACAGUGGGUCAGGGGUCCACCCUCCAGCUGAGGAGCAGGUGAUCAACAGCGAGCAGCUUCCCUACGUUUGUCAGACCAUUGAGGUCAUCACCGAGAACGAGGAGCAGACAGUUAGCUCCUCCCACUCGUACCCGCUCCAGAUCUCUCCUGUGUCUUCAUGUUGCGGCAGCGACACGGAGAGCGACACCGAAGACACCAGAGAGGGUAAAAGUGUGGGAUGGAAGCAUGACUACAACUCUGUCCUCAGGAUCCCGUCCUGCUCUCUCCCAGGCAUGUCCACCUUCGUCAGUCCCAGUAAGCCCAACUUUAGGGUGACCAGCAUGAAAGACCCCGCCCCCCUCAUUAGCUACCACCUGGACAGCUGGACCUACAGCCAGAACCAGAACUGUCUCUCGUCCUCAGCCAGCAGUGGUCAUGAGAUGCGUGCCAGUGUCAUUAGGAAAACCUCUGAUGUCACUUCCUCCUGACCUCAGAACAAGUAUCAUUGAUGUCUUCAGGAGAUGGGAAGGACAGAGCAAGGACCACAUGCCAGGAUUUGUCUUUAGCUGACCAGUUCAUACUGCAGCCACCCCCCCUUCCCCCAUGCAGGAGGACCAGAAGAACGCCACGGAUCCUCGUCCCCUCUAAGCCAGCAUCCCACUGGACUGGGACAAGGGGGUGUCCCCAAACACAUGUGCUCAGUUCGUCUUUGCUGAGUCACAGAGACCAAAUGUCCACUAUUGUGGUACUCCAUGAAGACACUUUGUGACUUAGCUACACAUCCCUAUGGGGCUCCUCCAGAAGACCAUGAUGGUGAUACCAGUCCCAGCCCAGUGAGGCCUGGCGACAUGUGGGUGGACACGUCCAUUCUAUUGAGUUCAGUUAGCUGCAAACAAACCAGAACCUCGUCUUUCUGUCACUGUCCGCAUGUCCAGCCACAUGUCCCACAGCUGGACACUUCAGGACGCUCUGGUGUCCCCAUGGUGUAAGAAGCUUUUAUACUUAAUGCCUGCAACUGCAUCAGCACCUUACACACCUGUGGUGUGUGUGUGUGUGUGUGUGUGUGUGUGUGUGUGUGUGUGUGUGUGUGUGUGUGUGUGUGUGUGUGUGUGUGUGUGUGUGUGUGUGUGUGUGUGUGUGUGUGUGUGUGUGUGUGUGUGUGUGUGUGUGUGUGAGUGUGAGCGUCAGAAGGCUGAACAAUAACUUGUAGAAUAAUUAGUCAUCAUGCUAAAGCAUCUUCUCUGUGGUGGACCACACCAGCUUCUGCCACAAUAAAUAAUUAUAAUAAUAAUAAUAAUAAAUCACACACAAAGUUGUGAACAUUUUAAUUUCCUUUCUGAACUAUUUCUGUUGAGAGUUUAAUGUUUAAAUCUGUUAGGUUGUUACUGACAGCAGCUACGUUUAAGUUUCACUUCCUGUUCUGCCUGAACGCUGCUGCAGCAUGGAGGUGUAGUUCUCAGUCAUCCUGGACAUGAUCAUCCUGAGAGUUUUAGCUGAAAACAGCUGGACGUUUCUGGAUGUGUUGGAGACAUUUAGCCUCUCAUCCCAGAGGCUUCUUCCAGACUUUGAUCGUGGUCAGAAACAAACACACUGGUUGUGCUGCAAGUCUUUUUCUUUUUUUUUCUCCAAAACACGUUUUUGUCUAAAUUAAGGUGAUGUUGUUGUUCAAAGAAUUAUGUUGAAGUUCAGAUUAUUUCAUCAAGUAGGACCUGUGGUUAGCUAGCUCAUGUAAAGCAUGUCAUGUCUUGAAAGAAUCAGAAUCGAAACGAGGAAUCGGAAUUGUUAAAAAUCAAAAGAUGCCCAGCCCUGUGUGUGUGUGUGUGUGUGUGUGUGUGUGGCUUCUGAUCUUGUCUGCAGCCAAACUGCUUCAGUCUUUUAGUAACUGACUUUUACAAGAAGUUCUUAGAAAAGAACUGAAGACACCUCUCUCUCUUUCUCACUCACACACACACACCUUGCUGUGGUAACAGGAUCAGGUUCAGCUCUCCACCGUAUCAGGAAGUGUGUCAGAACAAGACUGUAAUAAGAUAACAUGACAGACGGGGGCAGGAACAUGGUGGCUGUUCUUGGUUAGGGUUAGGCUGAAUGUGGACGCUUCCUCGGUGCCUUCUGGCGUCCUGAUCCUGAUGCAGCCUAACGGGCUGUUAUCUAAGCCCCUCCCCUCUCUGGCUGAUCCUGGAUCGGUGUGUGUGAUGUUUACGGUGAGGCGUUCCGGUGGUAUAAACACACCAAAGAUGUAUUCAUGAUCAUGAGUCCAAAGUCCUUCAUCUGCUGUACAAGCCAUCAUGUUAGUCCAGUCAUGUGAGAUAUUGUUGCUGUUAUUUAGCGCCACGAUGCCCUUCGGGAACAUAAACUGAGUUUUUGUUGAUCCAUCAUAAGUUUGUGAACCUUCUGAAUCUGCGUGUGAAUCAUUCUGUACGUCUGAAAUAAAGAGUUUAUUUAUA
Nothobranchius furzeri (turquoise killifish) is the source of this 3125-nucleotide messenger RNA. RefSeq names its product interferon regulatory factor 2b (gene irf2b). Gene Ontology annotation, cellular component: nucleus. The record is from RefSeq and is a predicted model, not a curated record. Gene Ontology annotation, biological process: immune system process; regulation of transcription by RNA polymerase II. Lineage: Eukaryota; Metazoa; Chordata; Actinopteri; Cyprinodontiformes; Nothobranchiidae. Gene Ontology annotation, molecular function: DNA-binding transcription factor activity, RNA polymerase II-specific; RNA polymerase II cis-regulatory region sequence-specific DNA binding.